Molecule: messenger RNA, 975 nt
Organism: Fusarium vanettenii 77-13-4
Lineage: Eukaryota; Fungi; Ascomycota; Sordariomycetes; Hypocreales; Nectriaceae
Exons: 3
Coding region: 1-975 (324 amino acids)
Source: RefSeq, a predicted model, not a curated record
AUGUCGGACGCCCAUCUUCCUAACUCGCAUCCCGACGUCACCCCGGGAUGGGAGGACUACGAAUACCCCAGAACCGGACUCCCUGAAGCGAUCAAGACCAGCCCCGUAGAAGGUUCAAAUGGCGAUAGAUACAGUGGAAAUGUCCCUCUGGUCUGGUGUGCCAACGCUGGAAGAACAUUGUCCGCCCAUGGAGGAUAUUGUGCUACAGUAUUGAUGACGACAGCGCGUCAGUACAACCGGGAGAAACACCAAAAGCUAGCACAUACUGAACCACUCAACUUGUAUAUCGAGUUCCUGCAUCCCUUGCCAGCAGGGCCAUUCGAAAUUGCCCUCGAAACUCUCCAAGCUGGAAACCGAGGCUCGGCCAUUCAAGCAAAGCUUUUGGCAGAUAAAGGCCAAGAACAGCAGAUAUGCAGCAUUGCUAUAAUAAGAUUCGGCAUACUCAAGGAUGAGGGCUACGUACACAACAUUCAGCCCCCAAUCAGCCCGGUGCCGGAUCGGGAGAAGGAGUGCGCCAGAUGGACUGAUGCCCUUACCUACCAAUUCAACCCGCCAACUGCGGCAGUUCGAGCUUACACGCCAAGAGAUAGCGGCACUCCGCUCUGGAGUGAAAAGUACGGCGGCCAGAACGUGAGAUACCAAUGGAACAAGAUGGACGAUGAAGACACGUUCCGACUAGAGCAUAUCCCGGUCCUGGCAGACUUAGUUCCCAUUAUGCCUCUCAACUACGCAGAGGACGGCAUCUUCAUGGCCGCUCGGUACCGAGUUCCAACUACAUGCUUGCAAAUCACGUUUCACGCACCGUUGAAUAACGAUGAAUGGCUACUGACCCGAACAACAAUGGAGAGACUGUAUGCCGGAAGAUUCGAUAUGAAGAUUCAGGUGUACGACGAACAGAGCAAUCUUGUAGCGUCAUGCGUCCAGUUGUGUGCAAUGAUACCACAUUCCAAGGAGAAGGCGAGAGGGAAACUUUGA